AAGCAGCUACCGAACAAUGAGAUUAUAAUACUUGAUACUUCUUUCUCGGAUAUAGAGGUUGUGUCUAAGAACAAUGGCCAUCGGAUACGCCAAAGACCAACCAACAGGUUUCAAGAACUAUCUUGAAAAUAUCGCUAUUGUUGGUGCCGGAGGCCAAGUCGGCAAAUUCAUCGUCCAGGCUCUCGUUGCAAAUGGAAAACACAAAAUCACUGCCCUCACCCGUGAGGGGAGCACCAAUACCGUUCCAGCAGGCGUACACUCUAUUCAAAAGAUUGAUUACUCCCAACCUAGUACCAUCGUCGAAGCCCUCAAGGGUCAAGAUGCAUUGAUUUGCACCUUGUCCAUCCGGGCAACCGAUGAAGCAGAAAAACUCAGCAGAGCCGCUGCUGAAGCUGGCGUGAAAUGGAUACUGCCUAAUGAGUUUGGCAAUUCCAAAAACAAUGAGCAAAUCGAUCGGGACAUUAUGAUUGGAGUCGUGAAGGCAAAAGAUCGAAAACUCAUUGAGGAGUUGGGAGUGAGCUCGUGGAUUGGUGUGGCGACUGGCUUUUGGUAUGAGUAUAGCUUGUCUGUCGGUCCGUGGAGUUAUGGGUUUGAUAUUAAGAAUCGUGCUGUCACUUUCUUUGAUGACGGCGCUAAGCAGAUCAAUACCACUACUUGGCCACAAGUUGGUCGUGGAGUAGCCAAUCUGUUGGGACUCAAGGUUCUACCGGAUGAUGAGAACGAUAAGAGUCCGCAUUUGUCGCAGUUCAAGAAUGAUUUUGUCUGCAUCUCGUCUUUCAAGGUCAGUCAGCAACAGAUAUUUGAGUCUCUUCUAAGAGUCACUGGAACCAGUCGUGAUGAUUGGAAAGUCACCACGGAAUCAGCCAAGGAGCGCUAUGAGAAGGGAAAGGUAAUGCUUGAAGCCGGUGAUCGAACAGGCUUUGGCCUGCUGUUGUAUUCACGAGUUUUCUACCCAGAUGAGGCAGGUCAACACCCGCGUGUCGACAAUGCCGCUUUGGGUUUGCCAGAGGAAAAUCUCGAUGAGUGGACAGCUGUCGCGGUCAAGAUGGCUAAGGAGGAUUACUUUUUGAAGCAUGUCGUUCCUCGGACAAUGGGGUAGAGACCCUUGAUCGGUGAUUAUGUGCGUUAGAGGUUUAUCAUGUAGCUCAGUCAGUCAUAUAGUCCAUAAUGAAGUUUGCUCCCAAAAAUCUCAAAGUGAGCUAUGGCGU
Messenger RNA from Talaromyces stipitatus ATCC 10500, 1208 nucleotides. RefSeq lists its product as uncharacterized. Gene Ontology annotation, molecular function: oxidoreductase activity. The transcript has 2 exons. The coding region runs from base 74 to 1099 and encodes 341 amino acids. The record is from RefSeq and is a predicted model, not a curated record. Lineage: Eukaryota; Fungi; Ascomycota; Eurotiomycetes; Eurotiales; Trichocomaceae.